Molecule: messenger RNA, 5092 nt
Organism: Chelmon rostratus (copperband butterflyfish)
Lineage: Eukaryota; Metazoa; Chordata; Actinopteri; Chaetodontiformes; Chaetodontidae
Gene: npr3
Product: natriuretic peptide receptor 3
Exons: 8
Coding region: 300-1805 (501 amino acids)
Biological process (GO): vasodilation; regulation of blood pressure
Cellular component (GO): membrane
Molecular function (GO): peptide hormone binding; natriuretic peptide receptor activity
Source: RefSeq, a predicted model, not a curated record
UUUGGCUGAGCCGAGGAAUCGCGGAGCUUGGCCGGAUCAACUGUUUAGAGAAUUUGAGCAGGUUCAGGAGCCUUCGAAGGAGCUCUCAAUGCAGAAUAAAACACACACAUCUUGGCAGAUUCGCUUCUUUAAAAGACAAAUACAAUUAAUUACCAUUAAGCCAUUUAGUCACUGCGGGGAUCUUUCUGCUUGCAGCUGUAUGUGCACUACCAAGUGGAGCCAACUUGGGGAAAGAAACAUUUGAAGAACAUCUCUCCAACACUUGUAUUUAUCUGAAGUGGGGUUUGGAAAGUGGCAUCAUGCCAUAUUUCAGCACACUGUGUGUGUACUUUUUGAUGGUCCUGAACCCAGUUAUGACACACACCAUCAGCGAGGACAUAGAGGUUUUGGUAUUUUUGCCACAAAAUAACUCCUACCUUUUUUCACAUACAAGAGUCGCACCGGCAAUCCUUUACGCACAGCAGAGGCUGAAGGCAGAGGGAGGACAGUACUCCGGCUUCCACUUCAACAUCCACUUUGAGAGCUCCGACUGUGUCAAUGAUGCUCUUUUUAUGUUAGUGGAAAGGUCGUGUGGGCAAAAGCCGGAUCUCAUUCUGGGUCCGGUGUGUGAGUACGAGGCGGCGGCGGUGGUGAGGCUGGCAUCCCACUGGAACAUCCCGGUGAUCUCAGCAGGUGCCCUGGCCGCCGGCUUCAGCAACAAGAACAGCGAAUUCUCCCACCUUACCCGCAUCGCUCCGUCCUACGUGAAAAUGGCAGAGACCUUCACCGCGAUGUUUGAGCAUUUCACCUGGAAGACCGCACUGUUGGUCUACGAAGACGACAAGGAGGAGCGGAACUGUUACUUCACUUUGGAGGGAGUCUAUCAUCUCAUGCCUGACUUUAACAUUAAAACAUAUGCUUUUUCUCAAGGGGAUCGCUUGGACACUGAUGACAUCCUCCAAAACAUCUAUGACACUGAAGUGGUGAUCAUGUGCAUGGGAGCAGACAAAAUACGAGAGAUCAUGCUGGCUGCACACAAACAACAGUUGACCAACGGAAAUUAUAUGUUCUUUAAUGUUGAACUCUUCAAUGCCUCUUCUUAUGGUAAUGGCUCAUGGAAGAGAGGAGAUAAAUACGACAACGAGGCAAGGCAAGCCUAUGCUUCUCUGAACACUGUGACACUGCUCAGGACAGUCAAUCCUGAGUUUGAAAACUUCUCCAUGGAAAUGAAAAAGUCCAUCAAAAAAGCUGGGUUUCAUGACUGCAAAGACUGUGAAACUGUCAACAUGUUUGUUGAGGGAUUCCAUGAUGCCAUGUUGCUGUAUGCUAUUGCCUUGCAUGAAGCCAUGAAAAGUGGAUACAGUAAGAAGAAUGGAACGGAAAUCACCUUACGCAUGUGGAACAGGACUUUUGAAGGAAUCGCUGGCCAGGUAUCCAUGGAUGUCAAUGGUGACAGAAACGGAGAUUUCUCUUUGAUGGCCAUGACCAAUGUUGAGGCAGGAACGUAUGAGGUGGUGGCCAACUACUUUGGUGCGAAUGGAACUUUUCAGCUGCUGCCCGCCUUCAGCACUGACCAUUUCACUCUGAGAAGAAGAUACAAAGCACAUGCAGAGAUAGCGGACAAAUCAUGUGGACUAGGAGUAUCAGCUUUGACUGGGGUUAUAGUGGGAGCUGUCCUGGGAGCUGCAAUGCUUAUAGCAUUCUACUUUUUCAGGAAAAACUACAGGAUUACCAUUGAGCGUCGCACGCAUAGUGAGGAGUGUGACACUGGGAAGCACCGUCAGUUGCGAGAGGACUCCAUCAGAUCGAACCUCUCAGCAGCGUAAUUGGCAGCAGCAGCAGCAGUCCCUUCACAGAGAAUAACACAUCUGAAUGUGACCAAAGACUUUGCAAUGAUUGUCAGUGGACUCAUGCUGUUAAGAAUUAGACUUUUUGUGUUUGUAACGUUUUGUAACUCAGGACAGUUUUAAUGGUCACAAAGCACCACUUCUUGGAUUUUCCUCUACACGAAGGUAUAUGAUUGUAUUAGUGAAUGGAAAGCUUUGGUCAUAAUAUUCUUUAAGGGUUUUUUUUUUUUUCAAGAAUGUGUUUUGUUUUUUUUUUGUUUGUUUUUUAAUAUUCAGAUUGUGGUUACCAUGGGUGUAAAUGAUUUAUAACAUACAGUGCAUCUAACACUACAUUGACAUGCAUUAGUUGGGUGAGAGAGAUCUACUUUUGCAUUUCCUGUUAUAGGACAAAUAUAGGUCUAAUUUUUUAUGGUCGUAAACAACAAUGCCAGAGCAAAACUUUGAGGAAAUGAUACAACUAGAGGUAACCAACUCAAAAGGGAUAUGGGCUAGAGCUAUAUCUAUAGGCUAUAAGCUACUGACAUUAAGCUACUGAUAUUUUCAUCUGACUGUAACCUUGCAGAGAUCCAGCAGCCUCCAUACAAAUCUAAUUUCAGAUUCCUAACUGAGCACACGUUGCUCUUAAAAUGAGAAACACUGCGUCACAUUUUAUCUCUUUUACGCCUACAGAUUGCCUGAUUUGCAGUAUUUCUCCUCAUUUGUUUUUGAAAUGAGUCUCUUUAAUAAAUUCAGUUGCUACCUGCAUAAGAAAUUGUGGUACUACUUUCUGAUAAGGGCUAUUUUGCAAAGUAUGCUUUAUUGAUGUUUAAUAAAUCAAUUAGUAAUGCUUUAUGAAUAACAGCAGCAAUAACAAGCCAGUAAUAAGAACAACUUGAGUUGGAUUGUGGUCAUUUGGGCGUAACGGCUAACCACCCUCCCAAUGAAUUAAAGGAAAAUUAUGAUUUAUCACAACUUGGGUUUUAUUUUCAUAGCUCUGGGCUUUUUAUCAAUGAUGAUCAUCUGAUCCUCCUACUGCUCAAGUUUGUUGCCCUGUUGGAGCUAAACAAUAGCCAGAGAUACAAAAAUAGUAGUGAAAGAAACACAUAAUGGUAUUAUUUUUCCCCUUUUUUGCAACUGAAACAUAAAGCUAGUUCCCUGCUGAAUGAGGGAACACUAACAAAAUAUAUCCUUUUUAUUAAUGGCUUAUUACUGAUACAUUUAUUAAUCAAUGUCAUUACCAAAGACAGUUCCAAAAGUUUCAAAAAAUAUAAACCCCCUAUAAAAUAUUCCUUAUCAGAAAGUGGCAUUAAACAAUUGUGAUAUUCAUGAUAGAUAAUUCCAUGUAUGUGUUAUAAAGGCAGUAUGAGAUGCUUUCCAUAAACAGUAGUGACUGCAUGAAAACCAGUAUAUUUAUUUAUUAGUGACCUUUGUAGCUCUUUAACUCUUUGUCAUUUGGGUUGCAUUAUUCAUGCAGUAUUUGAAGAGAAGGUUUUUAUAGAAACAAAAUAAAGACAGUGAACUUGGUAAAGAAUCUUCCUUAAGUUUGUGAGUUGGGACAACUAUUCUGAGGGUAAACAGGGUUAAUGUUUUUAAAUUAUUGUAUGUUGUUUAUGAUAUCGAUAUUUUGAACUAUUUUUCUCUCAAUGGAAUUUAUAGUGAUUCUAUGAAACGUAGUCGUAUUUGGUUAUGAUAUGAUGUCAUAGUUAUAACACACACACAACAAACACAACACACAUACACACACACACAGAAAGUAAGGAUAUUAAGAAAAACAUAGAAAAAAACACUGAAAUUGAUUAAAAAACAAUACAUAAAAUCUAAGAAAAAUAUUAUUUUAAGAAAAAGGAAAGCAGGAGGGGAAGUGAAAAGUUAUGAUCAAUUUGCACAUUGAGCAUAUAAAAAUGUACACACAGUACCAAUGGAACAAAACACUGCACCUUCCUGCUAGGCACAGUGUUCUCCACACAGAAAUUGAUGUAGUCUGUGAUGCAGGUUGUCAAACUGUUGAUGUCCUCUCCGUGAGAACACUUUCCGGUUGGUGGUGUCAAAGCAGUCCCUCAGUGCCAUGCUGGACUCCUCUGACCAUCUCUUCACAUGCCUAAUGGUUGGCGGUUGUUUAAUCACCAGAGGUAUGUAGGCAAGGAGCAGGUGAACCAGGUUAUUAUCAGAUCAGCCUGGUGAGAUUCAAGAUUCAAGAUUUCUUUAUUGUCCUUGAGCAUGACAUGUCAAUGAAAUUUGCAUUGCAACCCCCAUGGUGGGAAGGGAUGAAGAGAUGUAAGCAUCCUUCGUGUUUGGAAAUGAAACGGAACGUCCAGUGUUUUAUUGUCUCUGGUCUGGCAUUUGACAUACUGAAAUUGGUAAUGAAGUCGCCGACUGAGGAUGGAUCCUGUGAGGAGGUCGCUGUCCGGGAUGAAAACUGCUAAUUUGGCUUCAUAGUAGAUUGGCAAUGGGAUGGUGCUGUCCACCAGUGGUGAGAAAUCCACAGUGUCAGCAGGCUCUGUUUUUGAAGAGGGGUCCAGAUUGGGAUGAGUUGGAGGUGCAGGACUGUCGGCUGGGUGGACCACAGAGUCGUCAGACAGAUAGUGUUGGAAAGUCUUAGGCGAAGCGGUGUAGAAGCCCCACCCAAGUCUCUAUUGCAAUUACAGACUUUGGGCCAGGAUGGCUGAUGGUUAGGUGUUGAGCAGGGGAGGGCCAUGGACAAGUGGAGGGGUUGCAUAGAGAUGUGUCCUCAAUGGCUGCACUGAGAGAGGCAAUCCAUUUUGACUGCCCAAAUUCCACAUCCAUGAACAAAACCAAAAGAAUGUCUUUCUUCUGCAGUUCAGAGCUGUCAAAUUUCAGUAGCUUUAAAUUAAAACUUCCUUCCCUUAAUGCACCAGGCUUCUCCUACACUCCUGCGUGUGUUUCAUAUGUAUUCAUUAACCUUCAACCUUCAACCCAAAAAAUCGUAUGUGAUGAUAGAGCUCAUUGCCUCUGUCUCUCCUGCUUUUCAACCAUCAGUUAUGUAGUUUUGUAAUAGGGGUCAAAGUUUCUGACAUAUCUUGAGUGUUUUGGAGAUCUUCAUUUGUAGGGAAACAGGAAAAAGAGCAUUUUACACAACAGCUGGGCUCAGGAGCUGGCCGGAACAGGAGCAAGGCGUUUAUCAGUAACUGUGGUGACAGAUAUGUCCUGUCAUGUGAAGAAAUACUACAUAGUUAAGUGCUGGUGGGGGAAAGCAGUUUGAAAAAAAAAAAAAAACUAAUAUCCUGUCACAACCUUCUCUGAAGUAGGAUGCAAAAUCAGCUGAAUAA